Neltuma alba is the source of this 2780-nucleotide messenger RNA. RefSeq names its product pentatricopeptide repeat-containing protein At4g39530. The coding region runs from base 57 to 2609 and encodes 850 amino acids. The transcript has a single exon. Gene Ontology annotation, biological process: RNA modification. Lineage: Eukaryota; Viridiplantae; Streptophyta; Magnoliopsida; Fabales; Fabaceae. Gene Ontology annotation, molecular function: RNA binding; protein binding. The record is from RefSeq and is a predicted model, not a curated record.
AACUGGAGGCGUUUGGUGAAGUGGAUGGCUUGCGAAUCAGAACAUGCAACCUCUUUAUGAUGCGAAGCCUCCAUCAUCACCUAGGAUUUCGCUUGAAACUUCUUUACAAUAUUAACAUCAACGAAAAUUUCAACUUUUUCUCCACUUUGUCACAAGCUCUUCUUCCGCCAGAGGAACCAUACCUUCCAAUUCGUAACCAACGAAGAAUCAGACGUGAAUUGGCCAACUUGUUACAAUCCUCUGAUUCGGUAGUUCCUGUGUCGCAUUACAAGAAAAUUCAUGCCCACAUUGUGCUGCUGGGAUUUCACCAAGAUGUCUUCCUCACAAAUAUUCUCUUGCAUAAAUACUCUAAAGGGGAUCUUCUCAGCGAUGCACAGAAUCUGUUUGAUACAAUGCCUGAGAGAAACCUGAUCACUUGGUCUUCUAUGGUUUCCAUGUACACCCAACAUAACUAUAAUGAAGAAGCAUUGACAUUGUUCUGCCGAUUUAGAAGAAGCGGCGACCAGAAACCUAAUGAAUACAUUUUAGCCAGUGUCAUUCGAGCUUGCACACAAUUGUGUAGUAUCAGUCAAGCUCUUCAAAUACAUAGUUUUGUUGUUAAAGGUGGCUUCCUUCAUGAUCUUUAUGUUGGUACCUCUUUGAUUGAUUUUUACACUAAACAUGGCGAUAUUGAUGAAGCAACGCUGGUGUUUUGCGGUCUAGCGUCAAAAAGUUCAGUCACCUGGACUACAAUUAUAGCGGGGUAUAUCAAACAUGGAAGGAGUGACGUUUCCUUAAGUUUAUUCAACCAAAUGAGGGAAACUGAUGUAUCACCGGACAGAUAUAUACUUUCUAGUGUUUUGAGUGCUUGUUCAAUGCUUGAGUUUCUCAAAGGUGGUAAGCAAAUUCAUGCUUAUGUGCUGAGGAGGGGAAUUAACAUUGAUGUCUCAGUAGUAAAUGGACUUGUAGAUUUUUACUUGAAGUGUCAUAAAGUGAAAACUGGUAGGAAAUUAUUUGAUCAGAUGGUAGAGAAAAAUCUUGUUUCAUGGACCACAAUGAUUGCAGGUUACAUGCAGAAUUCAUUGGAUUGGGAAGCCAUGAAGCUUUUCCUUGAGAUGGCAAACAUCGGCUGGAAGCCAGAUGCAUUUGCUUGCACAAGCAUUCUCACUUCAUGCGGUUCACUACAGGCUCUAGAAAUGGGAAGGCAAGUGCAUGCUUAUACUACCAAAGCAAAUCUUGAAAAUGAUAAUUUUGUGAAAAAUGGUUUGGUUGACAUGUAUGCAAAAUGUAAUUCUUUAACUGAGGCAAGAAAAGUCUUCGACCUUGUGGCUGGUUCUAAUGUUGUCUCCUUUAAUGCAAUGAUAGAAGGGUAUUGUAAACAAGAGAAGCUGCAUGAAGCAUUAGAUCUUUUCCAUGAAAUGAGGCUAAGUUCAUCGCCACCAACUCUCUUGACAUUUGUAAGCCUUCUUGGGUUAUGCGCUUCCUUAUUUCACCUAAAGCUGAGCAACCAAAUCCACGGCAUCACUAUCAAAUGUGGGUUCUCUUUAGACAUUUUUGCUGGAAGCGCUCUGAUAGAUGUUUAUUCAAAAUGCUCAUUUGUUAGGGAUGCCAAACUUGUUUUCGAGGAGACGCAAGAGAAGGAUAUUGUAGUAUGGAAUGCAAUGUUUUCUGGAUAUACCCAAAACAUGGAAAGUGAGGAGGCUCUCAAACUCUUCAAAGAUUUACAGAUGUCAAAAAUAAGGCCCAAUGAAUUCACUUUCGCGGCCGUAAUUGCAGCAACGAGUAACUUAGUAAGUCUGCAUCAUGGCCAGCAGAUUCAUGGCCAAGUCAUAAAGACAGGUCUUGACACUGAUCCCUUUGUCUCAAAUGCUCUGGUCGAUGUGUAUGCCAAGUGUGGAAACAUCCAAGAGGCUCACCGAGCUUUUAAUUCCACAACUAUGAGAGACAUUGCAUGCUGGAAUUCAAUGAUUUCUACUUAUGCACAACACGGAGAAGCAAAAGAUGCUCUUCAGUUGUUUGAAUGCAUGAUUAAGGAGGGAACCGAACCGAAUUAUGUCACAUUUGUCGGCGUGCUCUCAGCAUGUAGCCAUGCAGGACUAGUUGACCUCGGGUUUCAUCACUUUAAGUCAAUGGCAGCUAAAUAUGGAAUUGAACCAGGAAUGGAACAUUAUGCGUGUAUGGUUUCCCUCUUGGGCCGAGCUGGGAGAGUAUAUGAAGCUAGGGAAUUCAUUAAUUCAAUGCCAAUAAAACCAGCAGCAGUUGUGUGGAGGAGUCUGCUCAGUGCGUGCAGGUUCACUGGUCAUGUUGAACUGGGAACAUAUGCAGCUGAAAUGGCGAUUGCAAGUGAUCCAGCAGAUAGUGGAUCAUAUAUCAUGCUUUCUAACAUAUUUGCAUCUAAAGGUAUGUGGUUAGAUGUGAGGAGGGUGAGGGAACAAAUGGAUGAAAGUGGAGUGAUGAAAGAACCAGGUUGUAGUUGGGUUGAAGUGAAUAAUGAGACCCAUAUGUUUAUUGCCAGAGACACAUCUCAUCGUGACACUCCACUAGUAGCUUCAGUUUUAGACAACUUAGUUAUGCAGAUGAAAGAGCUUGGAUUUGAGGCUGAUAGUGUCACGCUUCUACUAAAUGAUUGAGACCAAAUCAUAUUGUGAUGAAGUGAUGAUCUGGCAAAUUAGCCUCACUUCACAAGUUGAUCCUUUCUGCACAACAAUUCACUUAGGAUUGUUUGGAAACGUAUUUAAAAAAGUGUCUCCGUAGAAGUUGAAACAAAAUUCUUCUUACAUAUUUAUCUCGAACUUUAUAAA